Parnassius apollo (apollo) is the source of this 693-nucleotide messenger RNA. The record is from the annotation of a GenBank genome assembly. NCBI's taxonomy places the organism in Eukaryota, Metazoa, Arthropoda, Insecta, Lepidoptera, Papilionidae.
AUGGCAGCAAAAACAUCGGAUUGGCGACCGGGCCCCACUGUGUGUCGAUGUUGUCUCGCAGAAGGCUGUUAUAAAGACAUUUCUACUGAAUAUUUCUGGAUGGGUAAACGAGAAGUUUACGCCGAAAUGCUUGCCGAGACCUUUGAUUUAAGUAUUGCAUAUUCACAAUCGGGUGGGCCCAACAGCAACAGUCGUCUAAUCUGUGAACCUUGUAUUUCUCGGUUGCGAGAUGCCGCCGAUUUUAAGAGGCAGGUGGUUGAAUGUGAAAAAAUGUUUCUACAGCAUCUGGACCCAAGCAGCUCCAGCAUAACUGCUGUCGAGAUUACAGCAGAGGAAAUUGAAGAUGAAAAAGAAUUAAAAAUUGAACUUGUGAAGGAAGAAAAGCUAGGCAGCGAUGAAGAUUUCGAUGAUGAGCCCCAUUUCGGCGAUGAUGACGAUGAUAAUGAAGAUGAUCUUGAUGAUCAACCGUUAACAAAAUUGGCUAGUAAACUCCCAAAAAAGGAGUCCGUGGAUCUGUUAGACCUUAUCGAUAACGCCAAAGUGGCGGAAAAGCGAAAGUCAACGGUCAAAGUAAAAGCGACGCCCAUCAAGAAAGUAAAAUUGAAAAAAGAGACCAAAGCAUCGGCCAGUAAAGUGAAACCAGAGAAGAAAAAGAAAGGUAGGCAUGAAAUUCUUAUAUUGAGUUUCGGAUAG